AUGAUAGAUGUCGCAAAGUUUACGCAUGAAGCAAAGACACCGCUCCGAGUUCUAGUCACCGGUGCCGCCGGACAAAUUGGUUACUCACUAGUGCUUCAAAUCGCUAAAGGAGAUGUGUUCGGAAAGGAUACCCCACUUGUUCUUGUUUUGCUCGAUAUUCCUCCUAUGGCUAGCGCACUCGAAGGGGUAAAGUUUGAACUGCAGGAUUGUGCGCUGCCGAACCUCAUUGGUAAGCUACAUAGACUUAUUUUGUUAGAGGAGUUGCACGGGAAGGGGGAGAGGGAGUCCACAGGUGCUAUCUAUGGCCCUUUCCAAGUACGGUAUAGGGUAUUGUUCGGUAACGAGAGAUAGUU
Messenger RNA from Cylicostephanus goldi, 353 nucleotides. The record is from the annotation of a GenBank genome assembly. NCBI's taxonomy places the organism in Eukaryota, Metazoa, Nematoda, Chromadorea, Rhabditida, Strongylidae.